Molecule: messenger RNA, 1563 nt
Organism: Suncus etruscus (white-toothed pygmy shrew)
Lineage: Eukaryota; Metazoa; Chordata; Mammalia; Eulipotyphla; Soricidae
Gene: NTN5
Product: netrin 5
Exons: 7
Coding region: 1-1563 (520 amino acids)
Molecular function (GO): protein binding
Source: RefSeq, a predicted model, not a curated record
AUGCCCCAGACCUUGGUCUUCCUGCUGCUCCUGGCCAGAACCGUCGGGAACCCCUGCUACCACCCAGGGGGGCGACCCCGCUUCUGCCUCCCCCCAGUGACCCAGCUGGCUACCCUGGUGGCCUCCUGUCCCCAGGUCUGCACCCUCUCAUCGGAAGGCAGCCUGGCACCCCAGAACCCUUGCAACAGCACCCUGACCCUGCAGUUGGGGGCCUCCUUCCUGCUGAGCUCUGUCAGCCUGCGCUUUUGCACCCCAGCACCCCCAAGCCUGGAGCUGUCCGCAGCCUGGGCCCCUGGAGGACCCCGCAGGUCACUUUGGCGCAGACCCUCUAGGCCUCGAGUACUGGGGGGCCCAGAGCACGUCACCUUCCGUGUCACUCCUGGCUCCAGCGCCCGGGUAGUGGCCAGCGACCUUCGACUGGAGCUGGGGGUCCCCGUAGGGCUGGCGGCCGCAGGGGUGAGGGGUCGCUGCCAGUGCCACGGCCACGCUGCCCGCUGUGCCCCCCGUGCCCGGCCUCCCCGCUGCCGCUGCCAACAUCACACCGCCGGCCCUGGGUGCGAGAGCUGCCGCCCGUCCCAUCGCGACUGGCCCUGGAGGCCCGCCACGCCCCAGCACCCCCACCCUUGCCUGCCCUGCUCCUGCAACCAGCAUGCCCGCCGCUGCAGGUUUAACUCCGAGCUCUUCCGGCUGUCGGGGGGCCGCAGUGGGGGUGUCUGUGAGCGCUGCCGCCACCAUACUGCCGGGCGCCACUGUCACUACUGCCAGCCUGGCUUCUGGAGGGACCCUGGGCAGCCCCUCACCAGCCGCAAGGCCUGCCGGGCCUGUCAGUGCCAUCCCAUCGGGGCCACGGGAAGCACCUGCAACCAGACUAGUGGGCAAUGUGUCUGCAAAAUUGGGGUCACCGGUGCCACCUGCAAUCGCUGCGCCCCUGGAUUUCAGCAGAGCCGCUCCCCCAAGAUGCCCUGCCAGCGAAUCCCAGAGGCUGCAACCACCACUGCUUUGCCAGUGGGUACUUACAGCUCAGACCCUGAGUGCCAGCACUGCAACCGUCCAGCCCGGGCCGUGUACAUGAGCCUCAGGAGGUUCUGUCAGCUGGAUUAUGUUCUCCGUGCACAGGUGCUGGGGUCGGUGGUGACGGCGGGUCCAGCGUGGCAACAGCUGGCAGUGACUGUGCUGGCUGUGUACAAGCAGCGGGCCCACGCCUUGCGCCCUGGCACCCAGGACGCCUGGGUGCCCCGGUCAGAUCUGACUUGUGGCUGCUUAAGCCUCCGGCCAGGCACUGACUACCUACUGCUGGGCAGUGCAUUUGGAGGCCCAGACCCCUCUCGCCUAGUCCUGGACCACCAUGGCCUUGCGCUGCCCUGGAGGCCUCACUGGGCCCGGCCACUGCGCAGGUUGCAGCAGGAAGAGCGAGCUGGGGGCUGCCACACCCUGAAGCCCUCCACGUUGCAUCCAGGGCCUGGGUACCAGAAUGGGAACUGGGUAGCUUUAACAAAUGCUGAAAAAGCCCCUGACGUCAUCAACAUGGCGGACACUGGUUCAAGGGACUUCCCAGAAAUGUGA